Molecule: messenger RNA, 5022 nt
Organism: Aspergillus puulaauensis
Lineage: Eukaryota; Fungi; Ascomycota; Eurotiomycetes; Eurotiales; Aspergillaceae
Gene: ino80
Product: chromatin-remodeling ATPase INO80
Exons: 4
Coding region: 1-5022 (1673 amino acids)
Biological process (GO): DNA-templated transcription; chromatin remodeling; DNA repair
Cellular component (GO): nucleus; Ino80 complex
Molecular function (GO): ATP binding; ATP-dependent chromatin remodeler activity; histone binding
Source: RefSeq, a predicted model, not a curated record
AUGACGGGGGCUCCGCCAUAUAAUCCUCAGUCUCCGACUCAACAGUCUCAUUACCCGGCCUACUCGCCGCCGAAUAAACCGCGUCACUAUUAUCCCAACAAUGAUCAAUACCAACGCCCGCCCCAGACGCCCCCUGCCUUCCAACAGCCCAGUCUGGCUCGGAGCCCUCACUACUCACAACAUGCGCCUUCGCCCUUACCAGGCAGCCUACCCCCAUUGAAUGGGGGUGCGCCUCCACCGCCGCAUCCAUCCGAGCCACCACAGCAGUAUCAAACACAUUCGGCUUCAGGGACUCCGCAAUACUCCCUUCCGCGACCUUACUCUGGGCCCCUGCUACCCGGCGGUGGCGCAUCUCCAUAUGGUCCCUCUACCCCAUCGCAUGCCCAUCCAUCAAGUCGACCGGAUAGCCAACCUCAUGUGUCCCCCAAGAAGGAGCCGGAAUCGCAUUUUUCAAUGAACCAUGGCGUUCCUGCGUAUUCUUCGUCUGUGAUGCGAGACCGAGAACCGAGACCGGCUUCUCCUCCGAAGGAAGCUAAACCAACUCGUGCCGCGGACCCGAUGUCCUUUGCUAGCAUCCUCUCAGGUCCUACUGAAGAGCGUUCCCCUCCUAAGAAACAGUCUCCUCCUCCAGGGCUAGCUUCUGUUCAUUCAGCUGCGCCUUCAGCAAACGCUGCAAGCUCAAGUCCUCCGCCGCCCAUAUCUGCCCAGCCGAAAGUGAGAGACAUCGAGCCCGCACCAACUCCAUCGUCGGUCCAGCUUGAGAAGAAACCUAGCACAGAUAAACGUCGACGCAAUAUGGAGAAAGACCAAAAGGGUGCCGAUAUGUCGGCCAACGGUGUGUUGGAGCCCCCUAAGGCUCCCCGGCCUCCUCGCAAGAUUUUGUCCGAAAAGGAGUCAGAAAUUGUCAAUAAAUAUAUGGCCGAAAUUGAUAAUGCAGAGAAGAGCGACGUUGAGGCCCCUGGCUUUGAGAAAGAGCAGGAGCGCUAUCUCCUCAAAGGGAAGAAACGCGCUCUAGACGUUGAACGCGCUGAAGGUCUCAGACGCAAGCGUCGUCGCCAUGACUACCUUCGUAAACUCGGCAAGUCGUUCGAGAGACAAGCCAACGCGGGUAUGGACCGAUUCCGAAUCGCAAACGAAGCCUCCGUUGUUUCCGAAGUCCAAGCGAAGGAAGUUCAGGAUGAAAAGGAACGCAAGAAAGAUAUGCAACGCAAGCGACGCCGCGAGAAUACUGUCCGUAUGGAAAUGCAGAAGAAGCUUGAAGCGGAGCUCAAGGCGAACGAGACCCAAGAUUCUGCCGAAAAAGCCAAGUUCCUGCGGGAAGCUGAAAGGGCACAGAGGAAGAUCAAGACUACAAAGAGAGCUCUGGAGGGUGUCACUUCGCCCGAAGAGAUUGGCGAGAUUACCCCAUUGGCUCCCAAUCUUGAAGGAGGCACAACCAGUUCCUUCCACAUUGGCCGAAGCUCACCGUCAAGGCGAAAGUCCGGACGCGGAGGCCCUGUUACACGACCUAAGAAGUCCAAGGAGCAGAAGCAAGCCGAGAAGGAUGCUGCCGAAGCUGCGUAUGCAGCUAUGGAGAAUGAUGAGCCUUUGCCUCUCGCUCCCAAGGAGGACCCACGAAAGGAGGCUCUUAAGAAGGACGCCAAGGGAGGUCGAUCCAAAGAAGCCUCUCCCGCUCCCCUCUCUACAUAUGAGUCGAAGGGGUACAAUCAGAUCUAUGAACAGAUCUGGAGGGAUAUCGCACGUAAAGAUAUUCCUAAGGUCUACCGCACCAAGGUUAAUUCUCUCAGUACUCGUCAAGAGAACCUGCGCAAGACUGCCCAGCUCGCCGGUAAGCAAUCCCGCAAGUGGCAGGAACGCACCAACAAGAGCAUGAAAGACACUCAAGCCCGCGCUAAACGGAGUAUGCGUGAGAUGAUGUCUUUCUGGAAACGAAACGAGCGUGAGGAGCGCGACUUGCGUCGUCUCGCUGAAAAGCAAGAACUUGAGUCGGCAAAGAGGGCAGAGGCGGAGCGCGAAGCCAACCGCCAGAAGCGCAAACUCAAUUUCCUUAUCUCACAGACCGAACUGUAUUCUCAUUUCAUCGGUCGGAAGAUCCCUGGAGCAGAUGGAGAUACCUCUGCGGAUGCAGGAGCGGACGACUUGCCCUCUGGCCCAGCGGGUGCGAAGGUCACCAAUUUCGAGGACCUGGACUUCGAUGCUGAAGAUGAGACCGCCCUGCGACAGGCUGCUAUGGCUAACGCCCAAAACGCCGUCCAACAAGCACAGGAAAGAGCUCGCGCUUUUGAUAAUCCUGACCAGAACCCGAUGGAUACAAUGGAUGAUAGCGAACUGAACUUUCAGAACCCAACGAGUUUGGGUGACAUUGAGAUCUCACAGCCUACGAUGCUCACAGCCAAACUGAAGGAAUAUCAAUUGAAGGGUUUGAACUGGCUUGUCAAUUUGUAUGAACAGGGUAUCAACGGUAUCUUAGCUGACGAGAUGGGUCUCGGUAAAACGAUCCAGUCUAUCUCCGUCAUGGCUUACCUUGCCGAAGUCCAUAACAUUUGGGGUCCGUUCUUGGUUAUCGCGCCAGCUUCAACCCUUCACAACUGGCAACAAGAGAUCACCAAAUUUGUCCCUAAUAUCAAGGUUUUGCCUUACUGGGGUUCUGCCAAAGACCGCAAGAUCCUCCGUAAAUUCUGGGACCGCAAACAUAUUACCUACACCAAGGAGUCGGAGUUCCAUGUGCUGGUGACAUCCUACCAACUAGUGGUUCUUGACUCACAAUACUUCCAGAAAGUCAAAUGGCAGUACAUGAUUCUCGACGAAGCCCAGGCUAUCAAAUCGUCACAGAGUUCACGCUGGAAGAGUCUCCUCGGCUUCCACUGCCGUAACCGUCUCCUGCUGACAGGUACUCCUAUCCAAAACAACAUGCAGGAACUAUGGGCGCUUCUCCACUUCAUUAUGCCCACUCUCUUCGACUCUCACGACGAGUUCAGUGAAUGGUUUUCCAAGGACAUCGAGUCUCACGCACAGAGUAACACAAAACUCAACGAGGACCAAUUGAGGCGUCUCCAUAUGAUCUUGAAGCCUUUCAUGUUACGCCGAGUCAAGAAGCAUGUUCAACAGGAACUCGGUGACAAGGUUGAGAAGGACAUUUUCUGUGAUCUUACCUACCGUCAACGUGCCAUAUAUGCUAAUCUUCGAAACCGUGUCAGCAUCAUGGAUCUCAUCGAGAAGGCUGCUGUUGGUGAUGAAACAGACAGCACAACGCUGAUGAACUUGGUUAUGCAAUUCCGAAAGGUUUGCAAUCACCCGGAUUUAUUCGAACGGGCCGAAACCAAGUCGCCCUUCUCGCAUGCACACUUUGCAGAGACUGCUUCUUUUGUUAGAGAAGGCUACAACGUUGAUGUUGCCUAUUCGACACGUAACCUACUCGAGUUUGCCGUGCCGCGAAUGCUUCUCAAAUCUGCCGGCCGUGUGGAUAUAGCAGGGCCCGAUAAUUCCAAGGCGGGUUUCCGUGCCAAGUAUUUAUCGCAUUUGAUGAAUAUAUUCACGCCGGAAAAUAUCAAACAAAGCGUGGAGGACGAUGGCGCGUUCUCUUUCUUACGAUUUGUGGAUACGUCAGCCGGGGAGGCAUUCGAUUUCUCUCAUCAAGGUGUCUUUGAGCGCGCUGUCCGCCGCCGUGGAGAGACCAACCGGUUAUCUCGUCUCAACGCUGUCUAUGAUGAGGAAGAUGGAGCAUUAACCACCACUCUUCCCCACACCUUGUUUAACAUCGCCCAGCGCAAUGACCGCCAGGCGGUUAAUGAUAUCGCACAGGAGGGGUAUAUGCGUGAACUUAUGAGCGUCUCUCGCACUGUCUUCGAAAAUGAGGGUCUCGAUGUCAUUGAGCCCUGUGCUAGCCCUGCCGCAUCUGCGCCGCCAAUCACGCUCAUAUCCUCAAGCCAAGAAGCCGUCAUGGAGACGAAGGAUUUCCUGUUCAACAUUCCUAUUCAGCACGUCUUGUACGACUCUCCCUCAAAGGCCAUGGAAGAGCAAAUUGUCGAGCAGCAGGUGGACCCAGCGCCUUACUCUCUCGCUCCAAUGUUGCCCCAACCACUUUCAACUAAGGGCCGUUAUACACAUAUCGAGGUACCUUCUAUGCGGCGCUUUGUCACGGAUUCUGGUAAAUUGGCCAAGCUUGACGAGCUUCUGCGCGAGCUCAAGGCGGGAGGCCACCGUGUGCUACUCUACUUCCAGAUGACGCGUAUGAUCGACCUCAUGGAGGAGUAUCUAACCUACCGCAACUACAAGUAUUGCCGCUUGGAUGGAAGCACGAAACUCGAGGAUCGUCGUGAUACGGUGGCCGACUUCCAACAACGCUCCGAUAUCUUUGUGUUCCUUUUGUCUACUCGUGCUGGUGGUCUUGGUAUCAACUUGACUGCUGCAGACACCGUCAUCUUCUACGAUUCGGAUUGGAACCCCACGAUCGAUUCGCAAGCCAUGGACCGAGCUCACCGUCUUGGUCAAACUAGACAGGUCACAGUGUACCGGCUUAUCACUCGCUCCACCAUUGAAGAGCGUAUUCGCAAACGGGCGUUGCAGAAGGAGGAAGUGCAGCGAGUUGUUAUUUCAGGUGGCGCGGCUGGAGGCGUCGAUUUCAACACCCGCAACCGCGAAAACAAGGCGAAGGAUAUUGCCAUGUGGCUGGCUGAUGACGAGCAAGCGGAACUUAUCGAGCAGAAAGAAAGAGAAGCGAUUGAACGGGGUGAAACAUUCGGUGCCGGUAAGGGAGGCAAAAAGAUCGCUCAGAAGAAAAAGAAGGAUAUCACACUGGAUGAUAUGUACCACGAAGGUGAAGGAAACUUUGAUGAUGCUAGUGCCAAACCAUCAGGAGCUGCGACUCCUGUGUCGACAGCAGAAAAUAUCGGGACGCCAGCGGCUGGUACACCUGUCCCCAAACGAGGACGUGGCCGAGGUGGAGGAAAGGGCACAUCCAAAAGAGCCAAGACAACCAAAGAACGACUCCGUCUCAUUGACGGCGACGGGGGCCUGGCUUAG